Messenger RNA from Pezoporus flaviventris, 927 nucleotides. RefSeq names its product myosin light chain 3 (gene MYL3). The transcript has 7 exons. Gene Ontology annotation, molecular function: calcium ion binding. NCBI's taxonomy places the organism in Eukaryota, Metazoa, Chordata, Aves, Psittaciformes, Psittacidae. Bases 110 to 691 code for a protein of 193 amino acids. The record is from RefSeq and is a predicted model, not a curated record. Gene Ontology annotation, cellular component: myosin II complex.
GAUAAAGACCUGUGUGAGCUGGUGAUUUAUCCUGCAGCAGCCAUAUCUUUCCUGUCUGUCUGUCUGUCUCCUUCUCUCCCUUUCUAAAGCAGCUCACCAGCAAACCAACAUGGCUCCAAAGAAGCCCGAACCUAAGAAGGCAGAACCUAAGAAGGAAGAACCCAAACCAGCACCUAAACCAGCAGAGCCAGAACCCCCCAAAGAAGCUGAAUUUAACCCAGCUUCUAUCAAAGUUGAAUUCACUGCUGAUCAGAUUGAAGAAUUUAAGGAAGCAUUCUCACUCUUUGACCGGACUCCUAAAUCUGAGAUGAAAAUCACAUACGCACAAUGCGGAGAUGUCUUGAGAGCUUUGGGGCAGAAUCCCACCCAGGCUGAGGUCUUGAAAGUGCUUGGCAGGCCCAAACCGGAAGACAUGAACUCCAAGAUGAUUGACUUUGAGACCUUCUUGCCCAUGCUCCAGCAUAUUGCUAAGACGAAAGACACAGGCACCUAUGAGGAUUUUGUGGAGGGUCUGCGUGUGUUCGACAAGGAGGGAAAUGGAACAGUAAUGGGAGCUGAACUCCGCCAUGUCUUGGCUACACUGGGUGAGAGGUUGACUGAAGAGGAAGUUGAUAAGCUUAUGGCUGGUCAGGAAGAUGCCAAUGGCUGUAUCAACUAUGAAGCUUUUGUGAAGCAUAUCAUGGCUAAUUGAACACCAGGACAAGACAGGAACCGAGAAACCCAGAUGCUGGCCUUGGAUUUCAGUGUAAUGGAAUGUCUUCUCAUUUUUUCAGUCUGGAUUCUCAUUACAGAGCUACAAAAUAUGCUGUUCCUAAAGUUAUUUGGAUAAAUGUUUUUUUGUUUGUUUUGCCUUGUUUCUUCAUGGGAAAAGGGUGGCCUCUGUGGAGAUUCAAUAAACUUAAGAAACUGAAAAGACUGGAAUUUGAA